AUGUUUUUCAGCGGUCCUUUUAGUCUGAAUGUGUACGGGACUAGUGGUAUUAAUAUUGUGAAUGGAGUUGUAGCUGUGAACAACAGAAUGACACAUAUAACAUUAUUUAUUCACCGCGAGUUGAAUUACUCAGAACUUGUGGACAAGGUCUGUAGAGCUACUGGUUUUGAUAAGGAAAGAGUGACAGUCAGUUUUGUUUUAGUAUGGGCAGUUAGUUCCGGUAGAAGGGGGUGUACGCAGAUAGUACCGUUGAUAUACUUAGUCUCACAGAAUUUGCCUGAAUUGUAUAUUUAUGUUGCGCCGACUGCUGGGGUUAAUCAUGCAAGUUCAUAUGGACAAGGUACUAGUGCAGUAAAAGUGGUGCAGGUACAAGUGGUGUGGGUACAAGUGGUGGUGGUCAGAAUGAAGGUGGUGACGAAGAAGAGGGUGAAGACGAAGGCAGGGAACAAUGCUGGUAGUGCUGACAAAUACAUCACGUUGGGUGAGUCCUCUGAUGAAGAAGAUGACAAUGACACUAGUGCAUCUGUUAUGUUGUAA
Messenger RNA from Oldenlandia corymbosa var. corymbosa, 537 nucleotides. The record is from the annotation of a GenBank genome assembly. Lineage: Eukaryota; Viridiplantae; Streptophyta; Magnoliopsida; Gentianales; Rubiaceae.